AUAUUUGUUUGUUGUUUAAAACAAUAAAUUAUUAAUAUUUGAAUAUUUCUUUGAUAGAAACAUGGCAGGAAGCAGAUUAGAAAAACUCGGAACUAUAUUUUCAAGACUAUAUAAAUUUAAAAUAACUGGAUUUUUAUUAAUUAAUGUAAACUGUAUUAGAAUGACUGGUUUACUCCGUUCUGGAGCUCUUAAAAAGGAAGAUAAGCCAACUUGGUAUGAUAUUUAUAAAGCAUUUCCUCCUCUGAUCGAACCAAUUUUUAAAAGAGAGGUAUCUGAGAAGGAAAUUACUCAGAUUUUCUAUCCUGAAGAUGUUUACAGAGCGAAAUUUUACAGAAAAUAUGGUUCUGAUAUUAUUGACAUGGCUGAUACAUCACCAACACUGUCUGAACAAUAUGUACAGAUAUAUCAAGAACUGAAAAAGAAAGGAAAUGUAAAUAAUCUUGAGAAAGCUACAGAAGAAGCUCUCCUACAAAAGGGAAUCAGAUUGAGUAGAAAAGAGGAAGUGAAAAAGAAAUUUUCUUCCCAACCCUUCUUGCUUGGUGGUGACUAAUCCCUUUAGAACAAGAGAGGAAUGUGACUUUGAGGGCUGUGUGUGUGAACAAUGGGCAUUCUUUGCUGGGACUUCGACAAGAUAGGACGGAUGAAAAAUUACAAUAUAAUAUAAUUUUACAUUAUUUUUUAGUUUUUUUAGCAUAAUGAGCAAGAAAAGAGAAUGCUAGUUCAACGAUGAUCUAAGAAGUGAAUUUCUGUUUAUUAAGAAAACCAAAAGCGAUCACAUUGUAAAAUGUGAGAAAUGUAAUGGUAAAUUUUCUGUUUCACACGGUGGGAAGAAUGAUAUUUCAAAGCAUUUGGAGACACAGAAACAUAAAAGGUAUUUAAAUAUUGCUGAAUCUUCCUCAAAAAUAUAGGACUUUUUUCAAAAAACAAGUUAUGGAGACGAAGAAAAGCAAUUAGCAUUGGCAGGACUUGUCUUUUCAUGCUAUUAAUCACAAUCAUAGCUUCAGGUCAAUGGACUGUUCAUCACAAGUUAUCAAAAUGUUAUUUAACAAAAAAUUUGCCCGUGCUAGAAAAAAAUCUGAGGCAAUCGUGUGUAAUGUGCUUUCCCCAUAUGCAUUGUCAGAAUUUUAAAAAAAAUCUAGAAAAAACAAAUUUUAUUUCCAUAUAUUCUGGCACAUCUAAUCAUAAGGAUAGAAAAAUAUUUCCAACUGUUAUUAGAUUUUUUGAUUUGGCAACAGGAAUAAAAAUUAGAAUUUUAGAUUUUGUAUCAUUGCCCGGCAAAACUUCAGAAAUAAUUGUCAAUUCCAUUAUUAAUAUUUUGGAAAAAACAAUUUAAAACAUAAAAUGAUUGCAUAUUGCGCAGACAAUACAAAUGCAAAUUUUGGAGGAAAAGCGAGAAGAGAUACAAAUAAUCUAUACUAAUAUUAUAAAGAGGUAAUGUAUGUAUGUAUGUUAGUUUGUAUGCAGCAGGUAAUCUCCGAAACUACUCAUCCGAUUUCAAAA
Centruroides sculpturatus (bark scorpion) is the source of this 1500-nucleotide messenger RNA. RefSeq names its product probable 28S ribosomal protein S23, mitochondrial. The record is from RefSeq and is a predicted model, not a curated record. Lineage: Eukaryota; Metazoa; Arthropoda; Arachnida; Scorpiones; Buthidae. Bases 62 to 550 code for a protein of 162 amino acids. Gene Ontology annotation, cellular component: ribosome; mitochondrion. The transcript is spliced from 5 exons. Gene Ontology annotation, molecular function: structural constituent of ribosome. Gene Ontology annotation, biological process: translation.